This is a messenger RNA of Falco peregrinus (peregrine falcon), 5523 nucleotides long. RefSeq names its product semaphorin 5A (gene SEMA5A). The record is from RefSeq and is a predicted model, not a curated record. Gene Ontology annotation, biological process: semaphorin-plexin signaling pathway; neural crest cell migration; positive regulation of cell migration. Bases 487 to 3720 code for a protein of 1077 amino acids. Gene Ontology annotation, molecular function: semaphorin receptor binding; chemorepellent activity. The transcript is spliced from 23 exons. NCBI's taxonomy places the organism in Eukaryota, Metazoa, Chordata, Aves, Falconiformes, Falconidae.
UUAGGGAAACCACGUGUGUUCGAACUUCUGUUGAUAUAGUCUUACACAAACACGAUGUAGUGUUAUACAAAUACAGGAAUUUCACUGAAUGAAGUUCAUUACUUCCUAGUGAAUAAACUACAUUACAAGCCCUGAACUGCAGAAAUCCAACACAAGCCUCUGGCGAACUUCAGUGUCUGUGGCAGAGACUGUGUGCAGGAAUUCAGCCAAGGGAGCAGCUGAGCCCCCCGGAUGAGCAGGGCCAGACCCCUGUCUGUGCUCUGGUCUGCAAGGGCUGCAUCACUUGGAGUGUUGGCUGGGGGUUACCUUUAGGCUGUAGGACACGAGCCUACAAGCUAGACCCAGGACCCCACUGUGCUAGGCUCCGCACAAGUACUGAACUGAGACAUUAGACGAACACAGAGGGAUGGUGACUAAAAGGUGCUCUUCCCACAUGAAUUCAAGAAGAGUAGCCAGUUAAAAGAAGUGACUGCUGUGGGAGACAGCAUGACCACCAUGAAAGGAAGCUGCCUCCUUGCACUGUUGUUGGCAGGACUUGGGGUAUUAGGAAUACUGGAGCCAAGGACCACAGAAGAUAUCCACUGCCACAGAGCUGAGCACCCAGUUAUUGCAUACAAAGAAAUUGCCCCUUGGUUACAUAUGUUCAGAGCAGAAGAUGCUGUGGACUUCUCACAGUUAACGUUUGACCCAGGACAAAAAGAGCUUAUUGCAGGAGCAAGAAACUACCUCUUCAGGUUGCAGCUUGAGGAUCUCUCUCUAAUACAGGCAGUGGAAUGGCAAUGUGAUGAAGCUACUAAAAGAGCCUGUUACAGUAAAGGUAAAUCAAAGGAGGAAUGCCAGAACUACAUUCGAGUGCUUCUUGUUGGAGGCAACCAUCUCUUCACCUGUGGAACCAACGCAUUCACUCCGAUCUGCACCAAUCGGACGUUAAGUAACUUGACAGAGAUACAUGAUCAAAUCAGUGGCAUGGCUCGUUGUCCUUACAGUCCCCAGCACAACUCCACUGCUCUUCUCACUUCCAGUGGGGAAUUAUAUGCUGCUACAGCAAUGGAUUUUCCAGGAAGAGAUCCUGCUAUUUAUCGCAGUCUGGGGGCACUUCCUCCUCUCCGCACUGCCCAGUACAACUCCAAGUGGCUGAAUGAGCCAAAUUUUGUGUCGUCUUAUGACAUUGGCAACUUCACCUACUUCUUCUUCCGGGAGAAUGCGGUGGAACAUGACUGUGGGAAAACAGUCUUCUCUCGUGCUGCUCGAGUGUGCAAAAAUGAUAUUGGUGGCAAGUUCGUGCUGGAGGAUACCUGGACUACUUUCAUGAAAGCUCGGCUGAACUGCUCUCGCCCUGGAGAAAUUCCAUUUUAUUAUAAUGAACUACAGAGCACUUUCUUCCUGCCAGAGCUGGACUUGAUCUAUGGGAUUUUUACCACUAACGUGAACAGCAUAGCAGCCUCAGCAGUUUGUGUUUUUAACCUGAGUGCCAUAACUCAGGUCUUUAAUGGACCCUUCAAAUACCAGGAAAACUCUCGCUCUGCUUGGCUUCCAUAUCCCAAUCCUAACCCUAAUUUUCAGUGUGGCACCAUGGACCAGGGUUUGUAUGUAAAUCUGACUGAGAGAAAUCUUCAAGAUGCUCAAAAAUUCUUCUUAAUGCAUGAGGUCAUUCAACCAAUUAUUCCAAUUCCUUACUUCAUGGAAGACAACAGCCGAUUUUCCCAUGUGGUUGUGGAUGUUGUUCAGGGCAAGGACAUGCUUUUCCAUAUCAUCUAUCUUGCCACAGACUAUGGCACUAUUAAGAAAGUACUCGCCCCAAAGAACCAGACUUCAAGCAGCUGCCUGCUGGAGGAAAUUGAACUUUUGCCGAAAAGUCAGCGAGAGCCCAUCAGGAGCCUUCAGAUCCUGCACAGCCAGAGUGUCCUUUUUGUGGGCCUUCAGGAACAUGUGAUUAAGGUCCCCCUGAAGAGAUGUCUCUUCUACAAAACAUACAGUGCAUGCAUUGGAUCCCAAGACCCUUAUUGUGGCUGGGACAUGGUGAUGAAGAAAUGCACGACGCUGGAAGAAAGUCUGAGCAUGAGUCAAUGGGAGCAAAGCAUUACUGUGUGUCCAAUGAGGAAUCUGACAGUGGAUGGGCAUUUUGGAACAUGGUCGCAGUGGAAACCUUGCACCCACACUGACAGUGCCAGUGUUGGCUCCUGCCUCUGCAGGACACGUGUGUGUGACAGUCCUGCUCCUCAGUGUGGAGGCUGGCUGUGUGAAGGACCAACCAUGGAGAUUGCCAACUGUUCCAGAAAUGGAGGCUGGACACCAUGGACUUCUUGGUCACCUUGUAGUACCACUUGUGGAAUAGGCUUUCAAGUUCGUCAGCGUUCCUGCAGCAAUCCAACCCCUCGACAUGGAGGACGCGUCUGUGUGGGACAGAAUCGUGAGGAGAGGUACUGCAAUGAGCAUUUGUUGUGCCCACCUCAUGUGUUUUGGACAGGCUGGGGUCCGUGGGAGCGCUGCACUGCUCAGUGUGGAGGAGGGAUCCAGGCACGGCGUAGGACAUGUGAAAAUGGUCCUGACUGUCCUGGCUGCAGUGUGGAAUAUCAACCUUGUAACACCAAUGCCUGUCCAGAGUUAAAAAAGACAACUCCUUGGACACCUUGGACCCCAGUCAAUAUUUCAGACAAUGGUGGCCACUAUGAACAACGUUUCCGAUACACCUGCAAAGCACGAUUGCCUGACCCAAAUUUGCUAGAGGUGGGAAGGCAAAGGAUUGAAAUGCGUUAUUGUUCCAGCGAUGGCACCAGUGGAUGCUCGACAGAUGGAUUGUCAGGGGAUUUCUUGCGUUCUGGACGAUACUCUGCUCAUACCAUCAACGGUGCCUGGUCACCCUGGUCUCCCUGGUCUCAGUGCAGUCGUGACUGCAGCAGAGGUAUACGUAAUCGCAAACGGGUCUGCAGCAAUCCUGAGCCCAAGUAUGGGGGUCUUCCUUGCCUUGGCCCAUCUCUAGAGUACCAGGAAUGCAACAUUUUGCCUUGUCCAGUGGAUGGAGGCUGGUCUUGUUGGUCAUCCUGGUCAAAGUGUUCAGCAACUUGUGGAGGAGGACAUUACAUGAGAACCCGCUCCUGCACAAACCCAGCACCAGCAUAUGGAGGAGAUAUUUGCCUUGGACUGCACACUGAAGAAGCACUCUGCAACACACAGCCGUGUCCAGACAGCUGGUCUGAGUGGUCCGAGUGGUCCGACUGCGACUCGUCUGGUUUCCAGUUCCGCGUUCGUCAGUGCAUCAUUUUGUUUCCCGUGGGCAGCCAGUGCAUGGGCAACACCACAGAGAGCCGAGCCUGUGCUUCGGACUCCAACUUCAUACCAGAAAUUUCAGUGGCACGAUCCAGCAGCAUAGAAGAAAAACGAUGUGGCGAGUUCAACAUGUUUCACAUGAUCGCAGUGGGAUUAAGUAGCUCAAUACUUGGUUGCCUUCUUACCCUGCUUGUUUACACUUAUUGCCAACGAUAUCAACAACAGUCCCAUGAUGCAACUGUCAUCCAUCCAGUGUCACCAGCUCCUCUAAAUACCAGUAUUACCAACCAUAUCAACAAACUGGACAAAUAUGAUUCUGUAGAAGCCAUCAAGGCAUUUAACAAAAACAACCUGAUCCUGGAGGAGAGAAACAAGUACUUCAAUCCACAUCUUACUGCAAAGACUUAUUCUAAUACCUAUUUUACAGAUUUCAAUAAUUAUGAUGAGUACUAACGGGCUUGUGUAUUUUCUGGCCUCCUGUAACUCCCCAUCCCCAAGGCCUGUGCUACUUGACUGCUCAUGUGAUUGAGGCUUCAGAGAUGAAGUUCAGAGACAUUUCAAGCACGAUCCAAGCCAUCAAUGUCCCAUUGCUGCCAAAAGCCCAAAACACCUGUUUGUGACAUGAUGUUUUCUUUGCAGAGCGCAACAUUGGCCUUCAGUGUUGGGUGCAGCUGUAGCCCUUCGGUGUCGCUGGACCACUCAUGAGAAUUGCAUCGCUUCGCUCAGUUUCAUAAACUUCUAGUCAGAUUCUUCUAACAAGUGACUAAGCAAUUGCAGAGCUUUUUUUUUUUAAAAAAAAAAAAAGAAAAAGUUAGCCCUUAAACCUGUGCCAGGAGUACAAAUCUGAUUUUCUUUUUAGGCAUUGUCUUUUAUUUCCAUGUGUUGUGUAAAGGGAGCUCUGCUGUUUGCCACGCAGCCCUCUGUGCAGUGUCCUGAACCUCACACCACCAAAAAGAGCUCGCAGGGUGGUGGGUGCAACAACGAGAAGGAACAUGGUGGUUUAGUGAUGCUCUGCGGCAGCUCUGUACUCUGUAGGGCUGAUCUUCCCAGGCUGUAAAUCACUCUGGCUGCAGUUCAGCUGUUCAGAGUACAGCAACUAAGGCCAUACCAAGAGAUACAAUCUUGUAAUUAACCCAGAAAGCUACAGGGUCAGUGGUUUUCAGUCGCGAGCCAAGCCCUGUCACAUAAAGCCUUCACCUAGUUCAGUUUAAUUUUUGGGAGGGUCUGAAAGGGCAUGUCCCACAGGGAGGCCAAGGGAGGAGGGCAGAUGGGAGAGGCACACUGGAAGGUUUUUCUGUGCGCCGUUAGUAAACCAGCCUUGCUGCAGCGUGUGGGAUUGCAUGAGUCGUGGCAUCCCGCAGGCUUCCUCUACUUGGUACGUGUGCGUGGGAACCCACUCGUCUGCUGUAGCACUCACUGUCAGGCUGGUCACAGAAAGAUACUACUGCACUGUGUUUUGUGUGCCAUCUCAGGCUCCUGGGGGUACAUAGGCAUAAUCACAGUUCUGCUUUUCUCUUUCUGGCUUUUGCUUUAUAUGCCCAUGUCUGACAAACAAAGCUGGCUCAGAUAACACAGAUGUAUUUGCAAAGCGUUGUCUCAUCUUGCUGCAGUGUCUGACCCACGCUAGUCAGCCCCUAGAGGAACAUUCUUCUGGUGUUUUAAGUGAUUAUCUUGUUGGACUUCAUUGAUGUAAAUAUUUAAAAUACUGUUUGAGUUUUAAGUUAUCAGUUUUAAUUUCUUUUGUAGUGGCAGGUGAGGAAACACAAAGAAUUUUUAUACCAUUUUUUCUUUGUUCUGUCUGUCUUCGCCCACAUUCAGGACUGUUAUUUUUGUAUCUGAAAUUCCAGAUAUAUAACUAAAAAGAAAAGGGCAGGGAUUUGGAUCAGAUUUUCCAGAGUACUUAGUAGUAAGGCAGCAUUUGCUAUUCUCAGAAGCUUGUGAAAAAAAAAUUAAAAGUGUAUAUUAAGGCUUAAAGAAUUGAGCUUUUGAUUUUUUGAGCAUGCUAGAUGCAUAGAUUAUUGCACCAGAAUACCAGGAAGGUAUGCAAGGAGAAGCAGAUUGGAAAUCUUUCCAUUCUGUGGCUAGAGCCCUUGAUCAUUAGUUCACACUAUAAUAGGCAAAUAGAGAAAAACAUGUACAGAUUGUAAAGAUUCACACCUAUGUACAAGAAAAGCAAAAAAUACCAGGAAACAUCGCUCACGUGAGGCUGCAUUUGAGCACUGCUUUGGUGGUCCAGCCAAUUAGCAAGGGUAAACA